Messenger RNA from Candidula unifasciata, 771 nucleotides. The record is from the annotation of a GenBank genome assembly. Lineage: Eukaryota; Metazoa; Mollusca; Gastropoda; Stylommatophora; Geomitridae.
AUGGGAGAGUACAUCAAUGCUGUAUUGCUUCCGAGCUUGACCAAUCAGAGCAGCCAAAUACUGACCCAGUUACCACUCCCAGCAACGGUCACAGACUUCUGGCGUCUGGUGACUCAGUACAACGUGUCACUGAUUGCCGCUUUUGAGCUGGAUUCUGACGACCCAACUAUUGGUGCCUACAUUCCGUCUGGAAGCGGCGUACCGUUGCAGUGUGGGCCUUUUGAAAUCAAGAUCACAUCCGGACAAUCAAACGAACUCUGGGAAGAGACAGUGCUACUUGCACUGAAACAAAAGAAAAGGAAACCUUCAUUGACAACCUCGUCGUUACGCACGCAAGAACACAGAGUCACUCAUCUCAAAUGCACCAAGUGUGACUUUGAUCCAGGGAAUAUUCUGACCUUUAUCCAAAAAUUGAGAUCUCACCGGCAAAAUGACAAAAGUAGAAUCUUGUUUAUGUGCAGAAAUGGAGCACUCUACAGUGGACUGGUGUGUGUCCUGACUUUGUUGCUGGACAGAAUCAAUACUGACCAUCAGGUGUCGAUUCCUCUAGCUGUCGGAACUGUCAAGACGAUCAGGCCUCAAGUGAUUCCAACACUGGAUCAAUACAGAACUCUGUACCAAGCGCUGAACCUCUACUGCGAGACUGACAACACAUACAGUAACUGUGCCGACGUCACGUCAAAUACCAAACAGGCCGUCGAGACCGGUGUAACUAAUACUGCAUUUGUUGAUAAUGAUAAUAAUUCUGAAAAUGUUUACGCAAACUUCUAA